Molecule: messenger RNA, 687 nt
Organism: Arabidopsis lyrata subsp. lyrata
Lineage: Eukaryota; Viridiplantae; Streptophyta; Magnoliopsida; Brassicales; Brassicaceae
Product: jacalin-related lectin 24
Exons: 2
Source: RefSeq, a predicted model, not a curated record
AUGAGAUCCCGUAAUAGGGAGAUGUUCAAAGUCGGACCAAUUGGGUCAAACCGUGAUUAUCAUAAGAGUUGGGACGAGAAGGGACGUAACAUAAUAUCUAGUAUAUAUGUUGCUUUCGACGAAUAAUCCAUCAAAUGUAUUCAGUUUAGCUAUUUUCAGAACGGAAUUCAUGUCGUGUCUGAAAAGUACGGUUCGUCCAAAGGUCGAUCCUACGAAAUAGUGAGACUGAAUGACGAUGAGUAUGUGACUGCGUUGAGUGGAAUAUAUUAUGAAAGAAAGAUCACGUCUUUGACAUUUCACACUAAUCAGGGGAAACACGGGCCGUUUUGUGAUAUACCUGGAUAUUCAUCAAUUAUUGUGGCUGGACGUACGAGGAAAAUUGAUGUGAAGAUACGUGAUCGUCGUGAGUUUGGUGGUUUCUUUGGGUCUUUUGAUGACUUUGGCGAUCUGACUUCCAUUGGAAUUUAUGUUUAUCCCACGUACCAUAACAAGCCCACUCUCAAUCAAGCAUGGGAUCCUCUAUAUACAUUCGCUCAUAAACGUACACUCAAUUACCAAAUCCCUACGAUCGUGGAUGGUAUUCCUGUUAAACACAUCCGUUAUAAGCCCAAACUCAAAGACCGGAUACUUUCCAAGUUGGAUUUCAAAAGUGCUAUGUGGUGCCUCAUAAAAGCUUUCUUGGAUUAA